Molecule: messenger RNA, 396 nt
Organism: Suillus paluster
Lineage: Eukaryota; Fungi; Basidiomycota; Agaricomycetes; Boletales; Suillaceae
Exons: 2
Coding region: 1-396 (131 amino acids)
Source: RefSeq, a predicted model, not a curated record
AUGUGCUGCGACAUUUUCAUUCGCCUGCUACAGCAAGCGGCGGCGGCAUACGUCGCACACAAUACCGAUUCCCUGCGCCAGCAGCCACCUGAGCAUGCACCACAGAAGCGCCCACUGCAGUCUUCAGAUGAGUACACUGGGAGUAAUAAGAAGCCACCCAAAUGUGGGACAAACAACAUGAAGCCUUCUCAGAGCGUAUCCGCAAGGCCCUCUGGUCCAGAGAUGGAAAACAACUAUGCACAGCUUGGCAAAGGGAGGAGGGAUGCUCCAUACCCAAGCACGACUCGAAGCAUAUCUGCUCCGGUUGCGGAGCCACAACGCAUGGAGCCCAGAAGUGCCCUCAUGCACAGAAGGCUUCAUCCAUUGACUCCAUAUAAGGCAGAUGCAUGGGAAUGA